UGUCACAUGACCGGUAAGGAUCCGACGACUGGGUUGAAAGCAUUCUAGCAAAACAAACUCUGUUAAAAUAAAAGUAUAUUUCAAAAGUCAUUAAUUUUCUUUCAGCACUGUUCAGUCGUGUAAAGUCAGACAAAACAGCAGAAAUGCGGGUUGAUGAACAACUUCGUUUGGAUGAGCAGUUGUUGCUUUUCAUGGACCAGCUCGAGGCUUUGGAGGAGAAACGAGAUAAACUGAAUUCCCUUAUAGAAGAGGGAUGGUUUUCUAUUGCCAAGGCACGUUACUCGAUGGGAAAUAAGCAAGUAUCCGCUCUCCAGUACGCUAGUGUGAUGGAACCGCUUGUUCAUGUUAAUGUCAGCUUGUUGGAGAGUGGGAAAGCUGAGUUUAAAUGUGAGAGAAGUGAAAAUAAAACAGAAGAGCUGAAAAAUAACCCCAUAGAAGACAUUGGAGUGAAAGAGGAAGGUCUUAGGAGGAGAAUAAAUGCCAAACAAAAGGAGAGUAAAGAGGAAGUUCCCUCUAACGAACAACAGAAGACAGACCAUCAAGUAAAAAUAAAGGCAGAGUCAUCCACACCAGAGCACAGAGAUCCAUUAAAGUGGUUUGGCAUCCUUGUACCACAGAAUCUUAAACAAGCUCAAACUGCCUUUAAAGAGGUCAUUUCUCUCUCAGCAGAGAUUGGAUCCCUACAGUGUGCAAUAUUGGCUACAAGGAAAGAAAUGCAGGCCCAGAUGAAGGAGAAACAACAGAAGACAGAGAACACUCAACCGGACAUAGUAAAAGAAUAGUGACCUUAUUCAUUAAUUCAUUUAUUUCUUCUAUUAAAUCUUUAUAUGUACCAUAAAAUGUACAAAAUGUGUUCCUUGUCACCGGAUUAAAUGUAUCUGUUUAAAAUGCAUAUUGAAUAAUGUGUUUGGCAAAUGCCAAACAACGAUUAAAUCACUGUUAACUUGUAUAAAAAAUAAUGUUGUUUUCCUUAUAAAAUAUUGUUGAUUGAUGAGCUGUGUUGUCAUUUUGACUAUUUGCUAUUGUGAAAUCUGAGCACUAAUGUAAUUGACUUUAGACUUGUAAAUGUAAAGAUACAUUUGAUUUGUUGUCUGUACAGUAUUUUUUGAGAACCUGCUCUGUGCGGCUGAGAAUAAUCUAAACCUUUAAAGGGAUUGUUCACCCAAAAAUAAAAAAAAUUCUCUCAUUAUUUACUCACCCUCAUGCCACCCCAGAUGUGUAUGACUUUCUCCAGCUGAACACACAUGAAGAUUUUUAGAUGAAUAUUUCAGCUCUGUAGGUCCUUUCAAUGCAAGUGAAUGGUGAACAGAACUUUGAAGCUCCAAAAAGCACAUAAAGGAAACAUAAGUAAUCUGCAUGACUCCAGUGUUUGUAUCUAUAUAUUCAGAAGCAAUAUGAUAGGUGUAGGUGAGAAACAUAAGUAUUUAAGUCCUAAAUUUCAAC
Myxocyprinus asiaticus (Chinese sucker) is the source of this 1443-nucleotide messenger RNA. It is a transcript of the gene vma22, whose product is annotated as coiled-coil domain containing 115. NCBI's taxonomy places the organism in Eukaryota, Metazoa, Chordata, Actinopteri, Cypriniformes, Catostomidae. The coding region runs from base 144 to 782 and encodes 212 amino acids. The record is from RefSeq and is a predicted model, not a curated record. The transcript is spliced from 5 exons. Gene Ontology annotation, cellular component: extrinsic component of endoplasmic reticulum membrane. Gene Ontology annotation, biological process: vacuolar proton-transporting V-type ATPase complex assembly.